AGUUGACAGGAUCUGAGAGGAUUUUGUGAUCCAUAGAGAGUGGUCAGUCAGCCAGUCAGCCAGUGGGUGGAAAGUCUAAGUGGUGAGGAGUGGAACUCUUACAGGUUGUGCAUCUUUCACCAUGGUGACCACGCGAGGAGGAACGAGUACCACCCCGUAUUGUAGAGAGCAAGAAGAGCAAGUCGCCGCCCUGCUGAAAGAGAGAAAAGAGAAACUGGAGGAGUUAAUAAAGCAGGCGAAGAUGCUGGCCUUGAUAGAAGAGCAGAAGGCCAAGCAAAGACAGCUGGAGGAGAGAAAAUGGGAAAAGGAGCAGGAGGAGAUAGUGGAGACGAUAGACGGGGAAGCAGAAGUCGAAGCAGAGAAGGGAGAGAAAGAAGAGGAAGUAGAGGUCCCCCUCGAGAGAAACGUAAGAAGAGAAGAAAGAGGGGAACCCAAUGUGGCGCCAAAGAUAAGGGCGAAAAUGGAGAAGAUGGUGACAAAGGUAGGGGCCCUUAUAGAUAGUGGGGCCACCCGUAGCUACAUUAGUCGUGGAGCGCUGAAGAAGUUGAAGCUUAAUUUGAAAGUCCAAAAGUUGGAUGCGCCCAUAGUCGGCAUCCUCGCAGACAAUCGCACAAUGCGAAUCGGGGAUUACGUCGAGGGAGUCCAGGCAUACUUUCGGCUAGAGCAAGAUGGGAAGGUAGAGAGAGUUAUCCAUUCCCUUACUCUCCUCGUAGAGGAUAACCUUUCGUUUGAUAUGGUCCUAGGAAUGGACUGGGGAGAGGCAACAAGAGCCACACUGCACCUAAGGGAGCACAAGUGUAGGCUCCCUAGUCCCUCAGGUGGUGUCAAGACGGCCCGCCUGUUCCAUGUGUCAGGAGUAGACAACCCUCUGGCACAUUGGUGUCUCAGUGCUCCCGCGUUCGCACGAUUAGUGAAGGAGCAGUUAGAAAAGCAGUUGUUGUCUCAGUGCUCCCGCGUUCGCACGAUUAGUGAAGGAGCAGUUAGAAAAGCAGGUCUUCGUGGCUAUGUCAAGCCUAUCACUGAGCCUAACAAAGAGGAGCCCACCAACCCACUUAUUGCCAAGCUGUUGGAAGAGUACGCAGACCUGUCAGAGGCUCCAUCAGCAGUAGUUCCACGUCGUAUCCAACACCGCAUUGAGAUAGAGCCUGGCAGUAACACUCCCAAAGGAGCAGUGUAUAGGAUGUCUUCCAAGGAGUUAGAGGAGUUGCGCAAGCAGUUAGACGAGCUUCUCGAGAAAGGUUGGAUUAGGCCCAGUUCUUCUCCAUUUGGAGCACAUGUUCUCUUUGUCCCCAAGAAAGUGGGAGAGAUGAGAAUGUGCAUUGACUAUAAGGGUCUCAACGCGGUUACGCAAGAUGAUGGCAAUGGGUACAUACCCGUAGAGUUCAUGUCCGCUAGGUUGCCUUCAAAGAAGGUAGCAACAUCCACCUAUGAGAGGGAACUCUACGCUCUCAGGCAAGCACUAGACCACUGGAGACACUACUUGCUUGGGAGGCACUUCAAAGUCUAUUCAGAUCACGAGACAUUGAGGUGGCUGAGACGCAUGCCAAGAUGACACCUAAGCUUACUAGGUGGGCCGCCGAGAUAGACCAGUUCGACUUCAAGCUCAAGCCAGUCAAAGGGAAGUAUAACGUGGUUGCCAAUGCCCUUAGUAGGAGAGCCGACUACUUUGGAGAUAAAGUUCGCUACCUGGA
This is a messenger RNA of Chara braunii, 1691 nucleotides long. NCBI's taxonomy places the organism in Eukaryota, Viridiplantae, Streptophyta, Charophyceae, Charales, Characeae. The record is from the annotation of a GenBank genome assembly.